This is a messenger RNA of Porites evermanni, 4752 nucleotides long. NCBI's taxonomy places the organism in Eukaryota, Metazoa, Cnidaria, Anthozoa, Scleractinia, Poritidae. The record is from the annotation of a GenBank genome assembly.
AUGAACUUCAUAGCGGUUAAUUAUUCUCACACUUUCAAAAGGCAAUGCAGAAACAAAAGAAGUAGGUCAAAACAGGUUUGUAGCGCACUUCCUGUUUGAACCAUCGUAAUCAUCAUAAUCAUCAUCAUCAUCAUCAUCACCAUAAUCAGCUGAGAAAAAGACGUGAGAUAUUAACGGUCUUCUCAAAAAGAGAGGGUAACUCCCUUACAGCAGAAAUUCCCGUUGUCUUAUUUUACUGAUAUGGAUGUUUCGUUUUUGUUUUGUUUUGAAUUUUUUUUUUUUUUUUUCAGAAAAUGAGGAUUGUCUUUUCUUGAAUGUGUUUGUGCCAGCAACUAGUGGCACAGAGGGCAAGAUGGCAGUGAUGGUGUGGAUUCAUGGCACUGGUUUGGCCAGUUUCAGUUCCUCCCCUAAAUUCCGUGGCUUUUCCAUUGGUUCCUCUACUGAAUAUCCAGCUCAUGUUUUAGCAGGCUACAAUGAUGUCAUUGUUGUGACAUUCAACUACAGGCUAGGAAUUCUGGGAUUCUUAAGCAGUGUUCCUGGGACAAACAAAACGGGAAAUUACGGAAUGUUUGAUCAGGUAACAAGCGUCGGUGAAGAAAUGUUGCAUUAAAUCGACUCAAGAGAGGAUAAAAUAAGAGCAAACCUAUCACCCUUGGGAGGCACGCAAGCACGUGUUCUCGUGGCGGGCGAGGCCCGGAAUUCGCAACGGUUGUAACAAUAUCUUGCCCCCUCCCCCUUUCCUUUGUUCUUUUGCUCUGUUGAUUGGCACACCCCAUUCUCCCCAAUGUUCAUCUUUCCGAGUGCCCGAACUCCGGGGGUGGAUCUAGGGGGAGGGCGCAGGAGAUGCGCACUCCUCCUCCCCUGAGAGUGCUCCUGACCACUGGUAUUCUGCAAAAUAUGGAGAUAUGUAUUCUCAGCAGUUCAAAUUAUGUUAGUGGUUAGUCAAAAGACAUCUUCGAAUUCGCUAUUAAAAUUUGUUUACGUCACCAGUCAGUUACGCCAUUCCUUAGUGGUGCAACCUCUCCUAAGAAAAAUCCUGGAUCAGCCCCUUAACUCUCUGAACUCACUUUAAAAAGGAGGCCAUGUGCAAACCUUUUGGACCUUGCAAGAGGGCGCUUAAUCAAGGCUGAGGGCUUUUUAAAUUUUCACCAUUUUCAGCAAUAGUAGUAUGUUAAAUUCGCAACAAAACGCAAAGAUGUAACAAAGCAAGGUUUCUGUUACAUACUUGAAGAAAGCUCCGUCUUCGGGAAAGUCACUUUUAGUAAUCAUUCUAUUUUUUUUGCGGGGUUGGUAGGGGGUGGUAUUUUAGUUUGAGUGGGAGGAGGGCGGGGUGGGGUGGGGUGGGCGCUUAUUCGAGGUGGGCGCUAAUUCGAGGUUGGGCGCUUAUUCGAAUAAAUACGGUAUUUUUCUCUACAGAUUCAAGCACUGACGUGGGUCCAUGACAAUAUUGCCUGCUUUGGUGGUGAUCCCGACAAAGUGACUGUGUUUGGUCAAGGUACAGGGGCAACGAGUGUCGCUUUGCAUCUAAUGUCGCCUAAAUCAAAACAUCUGUUCCAAAGGGCCAUCAUGCAAAGCGGUGCAGCGUCAGCUCCCUACCUACCAAGAAAGGCAGCCAACGAGUCAGUACAAAAGCUAGCUGCUGCUGCAAAAUGCCCUUUUAACGACAAGCUCAUCGACUGUCUUCGUGGUAAAAGUGCUGAGGACAUCAUUCAGUUGCAAUCUUGGAUCUCCUCCAAACACGCCAAAGCUCUGAUGGAACUCAGCAACCCAGUUAUUGAUGAUGAUUUUCUAGAAGAAUCUACUCAGGAGCUGUAUGAAUAUCACAAGAAAGGGAGAAAACCACCUCAUUCUCUUUUGACAAAACUGUUUCCAAAUGUUAAAAUUAUGACUGGGUUUACAACCCACGAGUCAUCUCUAGAUGUCAUUCAAAGGCCAGAAGAUGCGAGAAGCAGCAUUGCAAAAACCCUCAAAUAUGGAAACAUAGACAACAGAAUUGUGGACGAGCUGGUUAAGUACCAGUACGCAGAUCUUUCUGACACAAAAGCGAGAGACCGGAUGAUUGAAAGUGACUUUAUGACUGUGGCACCAAUGACUUUUGAGGCAAUAGCUUUAGCUGAGGUAUUCUCAGUAGCCAUAUUCAAUACGUUGACUCAUAAGCCCCCAAAAUGUCUAUCUCAUAAUGCAGGUAUCAAUGUUUGGACAUAAGAGGGAUAUUCGGGCAUAGGUGCGGCAUUUGAACACCACAAAUUUUGAACCAAACUGCAGUUUCCUUAUUUCCAGAAACGGAUAUUUUAUCAAAUUUGAAUUAUUUUCCUGUCCAAAAUCUUCCCAAAAAUAAAAUUCAAAUCCCGCCCGACCCUCCCCCUGGUCCAACCAUUCAAUUUGAUUGCUGGAUAAAUUAGUCGUUGCUGCAGUCAAAUUGGUUGAAAACCUUGUAUCGACGAGUAGGAAUCAUUUUGCUCACGCCAUCGAUAUAACUUGGUUUUUUGGACGAAACAGAUCAAUUCAUCCUUCAACUCAAUUCCAUUUCAUAUCCCAAAAUAGUUUUUUCCUUAUUCUUUUAUGAGGCAUUGGUUUCACGUGAAACUCAUCGAAGACGCCGUAACUCUAUACUUCAGUACGGCGAAAUAUUUUCUUUUGCAAGAUUCCAUGAUGAAAGCAAACUGAUGNAUAAGCCCCCAAAAUGUCUAUCUCAUAAUGCAGGUAUCAAUGUUUGGACAUAAGAGGGAUAUUCGGGCAUAGGUGCGGCAUUUGAACACCACAAAUUUUGAACCAAACUGCAGUUUCCUUAUUUCCAGAAACGGAUAUUUUAUCAAAUUUGAAUUAUUUUCCUGUCCAAAAUCUUCCCAAAAAUAAAAUUCAAAUCCCGCCCGACCCUCCCCCUGGUCCAACCAUUCAAUUUGAUUGCUGGAUAAAUUAGUCGUUGCUGCAGUCAAAUUGGUUGAAAACCUUGUAUCGACGAGUAGGAAUCAUUUUGCUCACGCCAUCGAUAUAACUUGGUUUUUUGGACGAAACAGAUCAAUUCAUCCUUCAACUCAAUUCCAUUUCAUAUCCCAAAAUAGUUUUUUCCUUAUUCUUUUAUGAGGCAUUGGUUUCACGUGAAACUCAUCGAAGACGCCGUAACUCUAUACUUCAGUACGGCGAAAUAUUUUCUUUUGCAAGAUUCCAUGAUGAAAGCAAACUGAUGAAAUUUAUCGCCGGCUAACGUAAAUGGAAGUUAGACGUUUUAACUAAAAGAUAAUGAUCAGAAGACCUGAAAGGGAAAUGGCCCACUUAUAUUUUCACUAUAACGACAUUUGACUUCAACCACUAGAACUCUUUCGUUUUAGCUUUUACUCCCGCUAAGUUUUAAACCCUAAUUUGUAAAAGAAAACAACAAACGAAAGGAUUCUGGAACUUACAGUGCAAAUCGUGCAAAUGUCGCAUUAACCGUGGUCCGAUUUCUCCCCAUUCUCUUGGUCCAUACAAAUACCUGUACUUUGACCAGUCAAAAAAUACCGAAGGGGCACCAACUGACUCUAUUAAUUGUCUCACUACUCUUUCUUCUCCAGGCUGAAAGGUCUGUUUAUUUCUACGUGUUUGAGCAUCGUCCUGAUUUUUCAAAACUUCCCGAGUUGACAGGUGCAAUCCACGGUGAUGACAUUGGCUUUGUAUUUGGAGCACCUUUCGCGAAAAUUUCACCUCUGGUAGAGUCUUUCACUCCCAGAUAUUCUGAUAUUGAGACGGGACUCAGCAGGUACAUCAUGAAGCUGUGGACAGACUUUGCUAAGUUUGGGUAAGAAGAUCAGAAAGGCGUUUUGUCCUAACACUUUUCAGGCUUCAAAGGCGUCCCUAACUACGUUAACUUUUUUGUUGUCAGUUUGUUUGUUUGUUUGUUACAAUCAGUUAAGACAUUUAAGGUAUGUGUAGUGCAGGAACCGUUGAGACAAUGAAUAAAAUCCCAUAGUGCAUGUGUCAAUGGAAUGAAACUUAUUUCCUUUUACACGAUCUCCGUUGACAGCACCAGCAGUUGUUUAUUUAAAGGUUUCAAACUAAGUUGGAUACUCUUUUUCGGAGAAAGAUUCACCUUUUCGGUAUUCUGUAUUUCUUAUAAGGUAUUCUAUAAUCAUUGAAAUGCGGUUACACAUUUCACUUCCAAUUUGGAGAUAUCAUUUCCAGACAUGAUAGUCUGUUCCGAGCGUUCAGAUAGUGACGUUUAGCACCAAGUCACCCUUCCCCCUCGCCGUUUUUGCUACUCACAUCUGUUUGCGCCAUCCCACCACCUGCAGGCCUUGAACAGGCCACGGACAUGGGAGACGACAACCUCUCUUGCCUGGCAAGAUGCGCGUAAAGGCAAAGGAAAACCCAAAAGUCUCUUUGGCAAGCCCUAAUAUGUAAAGGGGUAAACGUUCUUUUGUCGAAAUGAUUACGUUACUUCUUAAAUGCAGAUUUGUCUAAUCUGGGCAUGAUCAUAAAUAUAGGUUAUUAUAAUAUCGUCAUUAAGUAAAUGCAGACUUGUGUGAUCUACGCAUGAUCAUAAACUUAGGUUAUUAUCAUAUUGUCAUUAAAUGAUUUUGCCUCGUUUUCAGGGAUCCUACUGGCCGCGAUUCUCCUGUCAAGUGGCCAAAGUUCACCAAAGAAAACCAAUCCUACCUGGCCCUUGACGUGAAGCCCGAGGAAAAUAAUAAGUAUAGAGCAAAAGAAGUGGCAUUUUGGAACAACUUCAUUCCAAGGAUUAUGAGAAAAUCUAAAAAGCAUUGCUCGGCAUUUUAA